AUGAACCAAAUUCAGAAGACAAAACCGCUGUCAAAACACUGUCAAAUAUGUGGAGCACCAGCACAAUAUUCUUACUUUGGUGUUGUCUCAUGUCAUUCGUGUAAAAUGUUUUUUAAACGUAAUGGUACUUGUAAAAAGGAUACGCUAAAAUGUGAUUAUAACAAUAAUUGUGAAAUAAAUCUUCAUACUCGGCAUUUGUGUACGGCAUGUCGACUUGCCAAAUGCUUUCGAUUUGGAAUGACUACAGAUCGAUUUCGUCCGUCAAGGCAAAUGAAACCGACAACAAAAGGAUUAGUCAAUACACAAAUCUCAACGUUAAACCUUGUACAAUCCGAUAAUUCGUUAUUAACUCCAAGCCAGUGGACUCUGCUAUCGAAUUUAUAUCAUAGUUACAAUGAAUCAGAACUUAUCGUAAACGGUCAUCGUUUAGCUGAUUUCUAUAUUAAGAAUAAAUCGUUUCACAUGACUGACCCAACCUGUGUCAAAGAGUUCUUAACGUCAAUCUACCAAACAGCAGGAAAAUAUUUAUGUUCGAAUGGUGAUAUCGGUAAAUUAUCAGUGGAUGAUCGCUCGUUAAUACUACGCGGAGCUGCCGACAAUGUAGCAUGUAUAACCGGUGUAUUUUGUAUGAAUCAUUGCCAAUUAUAUAAUCUCGACAGUUUUCUUCACAUGAUGACAUCGAGAUAUGGCGUACAAACAGUAUCCAUACAUCAGCGAGGGAAGAAAUACAUAGAUUCUGAUAUCGUUAUAGGGAAACUAGCAAUAUCAUUAUUCGCUCUUACACAACACACUUCUAUACAUUUAUCGAACGUAUUGACCAAUCUAGUCAAUCCCGUUAUCCUUCUCCAGAUUCAGAAUACUUAUGCUGAAGUGACAUGGAAGUACCUUGUCUAUAGGUACGGUCUUCUCGAAGCUGUUCGACGUUUUCUUAAUUUAACACUUUGGCUACGAGCAGUGACGAUGCUGACACAUCAUGCGCAGACCCUUACGGCUCAUGUAUACGACGUCGAUACCCUUGUCGAUGAUAUCGAGUUCAAACUCUUGCUAGACGAUAUCGAUCAAAUGGCUUCUUAA
Messenger RNA from Adineta ricciae, 1074 nucleotides. NCBI's taxonomy places the organism in Eukaryota, Metazoa, Rotifera, Eurotatoria, Adinetida, Adinetidae. The record is from the annotation of a GenBank genome assembly.